AUGCGAGCUUUCUCGUUACUGGUUCACUCGUCUAAUGUUGACUUACAGCGCUCAGCAGCCAUUGCUUUUUCGCAACUUACUCGUGAAGAUUUUAUCAAAGUAGAAGCAAAGGUCAUUAAGUUAAUAGUGAGUCUGCUCCAAACCAAUGAUUCCCAGACACUUAAAGCAGCAUUGGAUACUUUAAUCAAUCUAAUGACUUCUGUAGAGAACGUCUUAUCAUUUGUUCAAUCGGGGGGACUAGAAUGGAUCAAACGCAUAAUAACAAUGAUGCAGGAAACUGAGAUCGUUCUCAGUGCUGUUCGUUGCUUGUCUCAUCUUGCCAUUACAGAGUCUCUUAGUAUUGCUGUCGCCGAAGCAGGAUUGGUGAUUCCGCUGGCACAUCUCACUCAGUCGGAAGAUGACAAAAUAAAGGAGGACGUUGUGAGUAUGCUGGCGAGACUGGCAAAAACUGGUGAAAAUAAACAGCAUUUGAUCGACGGCGGUGCAAUUCCAGCAUUGAUCAGAGUAUUGAAAUGCCAUAAUCCAGAUGCUCAAUCGUACGCCAUCAUGGCCAUCGUCGAAAUGGGUGCAAGUCCAUUUGAUGUCACGGCUUUAAAUAUGGCGUCCUCUGAGGUGCUCGGAAUUUUUGUUUCACUUACAGGAUCUACUAACGUGUUGCUCAAGACUAUGGGAGUCACUGCUGUUCGAAAAUGGCUGGAAGACAAGCAUUGCAACAUUGAAUUCGUUCGAGCAGGGCUUUUGCAGUCUCUCUGUCCAGACCUUCAGUCAACAGAUGCCGACGUUCUCCUUCGUUCUUUGACCUGUAUCAACAUGAUAUCAGAGUGUCUGGAGAAUCAACCGCAGGUGCUAAAUAUGAAAAUCGAGGGUCGUUUGAUUGAGCUAAUGGAAGAUACAGAGAAUGAUUUCGCCCAGGGCUUAGCUAUCUCUACUCUAUUUAGAAUAUCACAUAACAGUGAAAGAGGCAGACAAGUCCUAUUUGAUGCAGGAAUUGUUCAACGCAUGCGUCCAGUAGUUCUUCAAACAAUCCCUAAUAACCAAGCUCUGUUAGCGGCGAUAGUGUCUACACUUUCUGAUAGCGUUAAUUUACGCCAGAAAAUUUUACCACAAGGUGCGAUCGAGAUUUUUGUGUGUUGCACCACAUCUUCAUUUGAUCGGGCACAGAGGUACGGCAUGGACGCUCUCAAUAAGCUUUUAAUGAAAUUGUCCGAUCUCAAAUAUUAUGUUGCAGCGUGGGACGUCCCUGCUGGUGGGAUCCAUGGCUGUUUGACACGAUCACUUGGGGAUACGGACAUUGCAGCUCAGAAACGCGCUCUUAUGAUGAUCACAGCACUCCUAAAAGGGAACAAUGGAAUCCUUAUAAAGCGGCUCAAAAACUCUACUCAAAUUAAAGCAGCAAUCUCGCGUAUCAGCACGACAAGCGGCACGGUCCCU
Messenger RNA from Lobosporangium transversale, 1431 nucleotides. RefSeq names its product armadillo-type protein. Gene Ontology annotation, molecular function: protein-membrane adaptor activity; protein binding. Gene Ontology annotation, biological process: nucleus-vacuole junction assembly. Lineage: Eukaryota; Fungi; Mortierellomycota; Mortierellomycetes; Mortierellales; Mortierellaceae. The record is from RefSeq and is a predicted model, not a curated record. The annotation marks the transcript as partial. The transcript is spliced from 5 exons.